Messenger RNA from Cavenderia fasciculata, 1260 nucleotides. RefSeq names its product Peptidyl-tRNA hydrolase. The record is from RefSeq and is a predicted model, not a curated record. Lineage: Eukaryota; Evosea; Eumycetozoa; Acytosteliales; Cavenderiaceae. Bases 1 to 1260 code for a protein of 419 amino acids. Gene Ontology annotation, molecular function: peptidyl-tRNA hydrolase activity. The transcript has a single exon.
AUGAUGAUGAUGAUAAGUAGUAGGACAACAUCUAAAUUUAUACAUAAUAUCAUUUGCACAUCUAGUAGCAAUGCUGCUGUUGCUAUACAAUAUAGUAAAAGUACAAGUUGGUUAAACAACAACAACAAUAGUCACCAACAACAAACAUCAACCAAUAAUAGUAAUAAUACAUAUACAAAUUAUUCUUCUUCUUCUUCUUCACAUUAUAAUCAUCUUAAUUUAAAUAAGAGAUUGUUUUCAACUAUUAGUACUACUACAAAUACUUCUACUUCUACUUCUACUACAACUACCACUUCUCCCACUGCAUCAACACCAACAACAGAAAAAUAUGUACCAACAACAAGUAAAAUAUUUGAUACCAAAGACAAGAUUGCAAGAGAUCAAUUGAUUAGAACUGUUAUAUGUCGUGAUGGACCAAAAGAUAGAGUUAGAGCAAAACAUAGAUUCAUGAUUGUUGGAUUGGGUAACCCAGACAAGGAACAUUUGACUACACGACACAACAUGGGUUUCCUAGCAGUCGAUCAAUUGGCUAAACUACUAAAGACUCAAAUAGACCACAUUGCCUACAAUUGUCAUAGUACUACUCUUUAUUUGGAAUUAGAUGAACAAGUAAAAAGAAUUGGUGAUAUUAAUAUUAAAAUUAAACCAAAUGAAGAAAAAGAUAAAGAUAAAGAACAAGAUAAAGAACAAGAUAAAGAUAAAGAAAAGAAGGUUGGUGAAGAACAAGAUAAACAAGAAGAUAAAGAAGUAGAGAAAAAAGAAAAGAAAGAUAAUAAUAAUAAUCAACAACAACAAAUUAAAUCAACAUAUAUAAUUAAAGCACCAAAAAAGACAAUAAUAGAAUUGAUAUUAGUUAAACCAAUGAAAUAUAUGAAUCUUAGUGGUGGAGUAGUAAGAGCUAUGCGAUCACAAUUUGAUGUACCAAUUGAAAAUAUAUUAAUUAUGGUAGAUGAUACUCAUUUGGAAUUGGGAUUUGUUAGAUUGCGUGGAAAGGGUUCGGCUGGUGGUCAGAAUGGAAUGGCUGAUAUUAUCAAGAGAUUGGGUACUGACAAGGUAUCUCGUCUACGUAUUGGUGUCGGUCACCAAUACCCAGGUGGGUCAUUGGCAACUCAUGUCCUCUCAAAAUUCCCAAUUGACUCUAUGAGAGAUGUUGCCAAAUCAUGUGAACUAUCAAGUUUAAUAGCUUUAAUGUGGAUUGAACAAGGUGUAGAUAGAACAAUGUCUUUAACAAAUAAUGUAUCAAAAAGUAAAAUUAACUAA